AUGGAGAGUAAUGACAAUGUAGUGUAUGAGUGGGGUUUGUCUAGUAGGAAAUAUCAUUUGGAUACAACCGAUACAGACAAUUUUAUAACAAUUCCAUGUAAAGUGAUCGAAUUCUCAGACGAAACAGUUGUUAAAGUUGUUUGUGGAAAUUUUCAUUCAUUUGUCCUCACUGACAAAGGAAAAGUCUAUGGCUGGGGUGCUAACUAUAAGAAACAAUUAAGUACAUUCCUUCCUCGUGCAAUUCUAUCUCCUUUUAAGAAAGAUAUUCCUAAUAUAAGGAAAAUAUCAGAUAUCGCCAUCAUAGAAUUUGCGAGCAUUGUCAAAUCUAGCGAAGAUCAACUCAUUUAUAUACAGGGUGAGCUAUUUGGGAUAAAAAUUAAGGAAUUUGCCAUCUGCGAAUAUACAAAUAUGUUUGACAUAUGCAAUUUUAUGGUGGCACAAUCACCGAUAUCCAGUAUUCAUACACAUACAGAUGAAGAAUCUAUGAUAUUAAGCGAUUUAGAAGCGGCUUUCGACGAUAGUUCAACGAGCGAUCUUACAAUAAAAGUUGGAAAGAAAUCUAUCUAUGUUCACAAGAAUAUUCUGAAAAGUCGUUCAUCAUAUUUCGCAAACAUGUUCCAGUUUAGUGGACUUGAAAAUAAACGAAGCGUUAUCAAAUAUGAUGAUUAUUCGUAUAUUGUGCAUAGAGCGUUUUUUAAAUAUUUAUACACCGGUACAAUCGAUCUAUUGUCUUUGGAAAAUGAAUUAGAGCUCUUGAAGUUGUCUAACAAAUACUGCGUGUCGAAUCUUGAGAAAGAUUGUAUUCGAAUAAUAAAAAAAAAGAUAACGGUAUUUGACGUAUCCUCUAUUAAAGAAAUAGCAAUACAGUGUGGCGUGAAGGAAUUGGAAGAUUAUUGUUCCAUCUUUAUCUUAAGACACGAUGUGGCAAAUUUAUACUGA
This is a messenger RNA of Trachymyrmex cornetzi, 939 nucleotides long. Its product is annotated as RCC1 and BTB domain-containing protein 1. The record is from RefSeq and is a predicted model, not a curated record. The coding region runs from base 1 to 939 and encodes 312 amino acids. Lineage: Eukaryota; Metazoa; Arthropoda; Insecta; Hymenoptera; Formicidae. The transcript has 8 exons. Gene Ontology annotation, molecular function: protein binding.